CGCGGGGCAGCAUCAAGCGACGAGACCGGCAGCAAUAGCAGCUCCAAGUAGUGGAAAUUCCCCUUCUCCCCCACUCCCCAGGGUUUGCUUUCCGUUUCAAGCUGUGUCCUUUUCUUCUUUCUUGGAUUUAUCUCGAAUGCUCUGGAAAGAAGAUUGAUUGAGGGAGUUAUAAAAAUCGACCUCCAGAACUGGGAAUGGAAGUAAUGCUUUCUGCCUAGGUCUUGCAAGGCGGUUUCCUCUUCGUCCAAAACCAGUUUCUAGACCCUGGUGGGACAGAACUCGUCAAUAUCUCUCGCCUUUUCUUAUCUCGACUUCUCCUCCUCAAAGUCGGAAGCUUUCAGUUUCUGAAUCAUGGCGUCGCCUCUGGUGGCUCGGAAAGGUCGCGACUUGCAGCGUUACGAGGACCAUCUCCGGCUUGUUGCUGGAUGCAUUCCCUACAAGAUAACUGAGGAACCAGACCAUCAAUCUGAUGAUGUGAUUGACAAACUGCAAGUUCUCAUGAUCAGUUCACCUGGUCGACAUGAUUUUGUGUUCCCAAAGGGUGGGUGGGAGAAAGAUGAGACUGCAUGUGAAGCGGCACGCCGAGAAGCUUUGGAGGAAGCAGGAGUUCGGGGAAUACUGCAUGAAAUCGAGCUUGGUCAAUGGGUAUUUAGGAGCAAGAGCAGUCAGGUCAGUUGCAGCCAGGAAGGAGGUUGUAAAGGUUACAUGUUUGCUAUGAAGGUAACCGAAGAACUCGACUGCUGGCCUGAACAAGAAGUACAUGGCAGGAAGUGGGUGACCGUAGCGGAUGCAUUUAAACUCUGUCGAUACGAUUGGAUGCGCGAAGCCCUUGACUUGUUUGUGAAACAGCUCUAUAGCAAUACAAUGCUGUCUGUUCGCGGGUUAUACGAGCCAACAAAAUUCUGCUUCGUGAAGUCUACUGCCGCUGAGCAAGCCAUUGCCUUGUGCUGAUGCUUACUUGCUACCCUCGAUAUGAGUCAGAAGUUCUUCAAUAUGCGAUCUCUGAACUCCGAGUGGUGAUUAAGUUGAGACAUGGUUCUUAUUGCUGCAAUGUGACUUGUUCAAGUGCUUGCUCCAUUGCUGAUAAUGCUAACAUGCAAUUGGAUUACUGGUAGAUGUGUUUGUGGCUUUGCCUGAACCAGUUGUCAUAGCAGAAGUUGGAUUAGUGGAAUGGCUGUAUUGUGCUGUUUUGUCUA
This is a messenger RNA of Zingiber officinale, 1196 nucleotides long. RefSeq names its product nudix hydrolase 12, mitochondrial-like. The record is from RefSeq and is a predicted model, not a curated record. The transcript is spliced from 5 exons. Bases 352 to 951 code for a protein of 199 amino acids. Gene Ontology annotation, molecular function: pyrophosphatase activity. NCBI's taxonomy places the organism in Eukaryota, Viridiplantae, Streptophyta, Magnoliopsida, Zingiberales, Zingiberaceae. Gene Ontology annotation, cellular component: cytoplasm; nucleus.